AUGUUCCAAGAAGUGCCUCGAGUAACAGAAUUAGAACUAAGUGCGACUAUCGCAGCUGUAAAUAAGGCGAUUGCGCUUUUCAAGAAUUGCUCUGAGUUCAGCGCAAAGAACUUGUGUUUGGCGCAAAAAAUCGAUCAACUUAGUGUCCAACGUUCUGAAUUUCAUUCAAACUUACAAAAAUCAUUAAGCCUGAGUUCAAGACUUUACCAUCGUGCCGGCGAUGUGUUUAUAUUUUUGGAAACUCUUGAAAACCCAGAGUACGGAGCUGAUGACAUCGCUUAUACUUUAAAUACGCUUUUGGAGGACGCGCGAAUUAACAAGGCAGAUGCAGAAAAAUUGACCAACUCUUAUGAAAAUACAAGAACAAAGUUAUCGGAUAUCUAUAAUGAAAUCCAGAAGCAUAAUGUGAAGAUUUUGUUAAAUCAAAAAUUAAAGCCGGUGAAAGUAAAUGAAUUGAGAGAAAUAACCGAUAAAUCUAAUUAUUUUUCGAAUCAAUCCAUAACCUUUGGAACGCUUGUUCUCGUUUUUUUCUAUCCCGGAUGUACAAUACCGCAAAUAUUUGUUAUAUUAUUUAUAGUUGCUAUUGUUGCAAUUUAUUGCGCAAUUAGUUCAUUUCUAUUAAACGAAAAAGCGGAAAAAUUGAAAGAAGAGAUACGUCAAAUUGAUGUGAAUCUAUAUGAUAGAGAUGAAAAUAUAGAUUCAUUGAUCAGAAAUGUUUUGCAAAUAGUCGGUAAGGUUUCUACACUCGAGAUUUACUGGAAAGAAGAAGAGGCUAUGAUCAAUGAUAUCAUCGCAAAAUUUCAAUCUGAUCCCACCAAGUUUGGUUUGAUAAAAGUGGUAUUAAAGAAACGUUGGGAAAAGGUACGAUAUCAAUGUCACGAAUAUAAUACGCGAAUUCAUUGCGCUUUGGGUAAUACAGAAACUCCUCAAUCCGGAAGCUCAUCACGCUUUGCAUAA
This is a messenger RNA of Entrophospora candida, 957 nucleotides long. Lineage: Eukaryota; Fungi; Glomeromycota; Glomeromycetes; Entrophosporales; Entrophosporaceae. The record is from the annotation of a GenBank genome assembly.